AUGUUACUCUCCCACUGUCUUUGUAUCAUAAGAAGCAACCCGGAGGUGACUUUUGUGGACAAGUUAUGCAAUGAGGCGCAGUUCUGGUAUUGGGACGAUUAUGACAACGCAUUCUACGCUGUCCUACAGGAUCUGAGGUCCAACACCGCGGGAAAUGGGUUCAACUACUCCACCCAGUCUUCCGUGAACGGUGCCAAGUGCUUUGGCCACGGUGUGUGCAACGGUGCGCUGACACAAGCCGACUGCACUAGCUGCAUGGGUUCCGCCUAUGAUGAAGUCCAGAGAGAGUGCCCACGUAGUAUCGGCGCACAACUUCAGCUUCACGACUGUAGACUUAGGUAUGAGCAAUAUUCCUUCACGGAAUAA
Rhodamnia argentea is the source of this 366-nucleotide messenger RNA. RefSeq names its product antifungal protein ginkbilobin-like protein. The transcript has a single exon. Bases 1 to 366 code for a protein of 121 amino acids. The record is from RefSeq and is a predicted model, not a curated record. NCBI's taxonomy places the organism in Eukaryota, Viridiplantae, Streptophyta, Magnoliopsida, Myrtales, Myrtaceae. Gene Ontology annotation, cellular component: plasmodesma.